UACGCUUCUUUUCCUUAGAACGGAGGGCGAAGACGGCGCCUUCAUCUUUCUCUCUCUCUGAGGAGCGCGCACACUGUUAGGGUUCGUUCUUGGUUCCAAGAAGAGAAAGAAGAAGAAGAAGGAGAAGGGGAGUGAUCGAUGGGGAGGGGGAGGGUGCAGCUGAAGCGGAUCGAGAACAAGAUCAAUCGGCAGGUGACGUUCUCGAAGCGGCGGUCGGGGCUGCUGAAGAAGGCGCACGAGAUCUCCGUCCUCUGCGACGCCGAGGUCGCCCUCGUCAUCUUCUCUCCCAAGGGGAAGCUCUACGAGUACUCCACCAACUCCAGCAUGGAAAAGCUUCUUCAACGUUACUAUGAAUCUUCAUAUGCAGAACGAGCUCUCGUAGAAGCAGAUCCUCGAUCGCAGGUAAGUUGGUGCCAUGAGUAUGGAAAGUUGAAGGCCAAGGUAGAGGCUCUACAAAAGAGACAAAGGCAGCUCAUGGGAGAAGAACUGGAAGCUUUGACUCUUAAAGAACUCCAGCAGCUGGAACGACAGCUUGAUACAUCUUUAAGGCUCAUGAGAUCAAGAAAGAAUCACUUGCUGUUUGAUUCAAUCGAGGAGCUUCAAAGAAAGGCAAGUUCAACAGACUAUGCUAGAAGUGGGAUUACAUCGUUCAUUUUCUCUUAUAUUCUCAGAUCUUGUGUCUUCUUUUUAUCCAUUAUCUAUUUGAUUUUGUCAUUGAUUAUGAUGGCCAUGUCUGCUACGAUCAUAAGGUAUGAAUUGGGGUUAUGUUUUGGAUGCUUAACUUAGCUUCAUAUCCUGCUUUCGCAUAGAUUUGGCAAGGCUUGCUAUGAUCUUUUCCCAAUCUAAAUAUUUAUGGUGAUCAUGAAACAUAUUUUCAUCUUUGAAAAUGCAAAAAAAAGAAAAAAAGAAUCAAAA
Musa acuminata AAA Group (dessert banana) is the source of this 915-nucleotide messenger RNA. Its product is annotated as truncated transcription factor CAULIFLOWER A-like. The transcript has 5 exons. The record is from RefSeq and is a predicted model, not a curated record. Gene Ontology annotation, cellular component: nucleus. Gene Ontology annotation, molecular function: DNA-binding transcription factor activity, RNA polymerase II-specific; RNA polymerase II cis-regulatory region sequence-specific DNA binding; protein dimerization activity. The coding region runs from base 139 to 786 and encodes 215 amino acids. Lineage: Eukaryota; Viridiplantae; Streptophyta; Magnoliopsida; Zingiberales; Musaceae. Gene Ontology annotation, biological process: positive regulation of transcription by RNA polymerase II.